AGAUGGCCUCCAGAGGAGGGGCAGGGCCAGCGAGACACUGCGCAAAUCCCGGGAUGAAGAUGGUCAGUGUCCUGCUGGUUACACUCUGGCUGUCCAUGGUCACCCUCGGCAGAGGCUCGGAACGCUGCGAUGACUGGGGUGUGGAUACCAUGAAGCAGAUCCAGAUUUAUGAUGGGGAACCUGCCAAGAUCAAAUGCCCACUUUUUGAGACCUUCUUGAAGUACAACUAUAGCACAGCCCAUUCUGCUGGCUUAACCCUGAUCUGGUACAGGAUCGCGCAGGACCGGGAUCUGGAGGAACCCAUUAAUUACCGUCUCCCGGACAAUCACAUCAGUAAGGAUAAAGACACCCUUUGGUUCUGGCCUGCUCUCCUCAAUGACACUGGGAAUUAUACCUGCAUGCUCAGAAAUACAACCUACUGCAGCAAAGUUGCGUUUCCCUUGGAGGUUGUUCCGAAAGACCAGGACUCUUGUGUGAGCCGUUCGAUAAAACCCACUGAGGAGAUGUUCUACUUGGAGCACGCCAAUCAGAAGAUCAUAUGUCCAGAUAUUGAUGGGUUUUACCCUGCCAGUGUAACACCAACUGUCAAGUGGUACUUGAACUGCAACUCAGUGGAUGGCUUCUCUGAGCGAUAUCCCCAAGGGCCCAGGCUUGUCAUCGUCCUUGUCCGCAGUGCAUAUAAAGGGAAUUACACUUGUAUUGUGACAUUCAAGGACCAUGGAAGAACAUAUAAUCUCACCAGAACCAUAUCGAUGAAGGUGGUGGGAUCUCCAAACAAGGCCUUGCCACCGCAGUUCAUCUCUCCAAAUGAGAAAGUUGUGUACGAACUGGAAGCAGGAGAUGACCUUAUCCUGCCCUGUGAGGUUUUCUUCACCUUCCUGAAGGACUCCCGGACUGAGGUGUGGUGGACCAUAGAUGGAAAAAACACAGAUGAUAUCACAGACCCCAAGAUAAAAAUCACACAAAGUGAAAUUACUAGAGAUUUUGAAGACAAAACUGUCAUAAGGACUCUAACAGUUGCAAAGGCCACACCAGAGGAGUUAAAACGGAAUUAUACUUGCUAUGCCAGGAAUGCCAAAGGCGAGGACCAGAGCCAGGCCAUAGUGCACAUGAAAGUUGUAGCACCGAAGUACACCGUGGAGCUGGCCUGUGGACUGGGGGCAACCAUCCUGCUCGUCGUGGUGCUGAUUGUCAUCUAUCACGUGUAUUGGCUUGAAAUGGUCCUCUUCUAUCGGGCUCAUUUUGGAACAGAUGAAACCAUUCUAGACGGGAAGGAGUAUGACGUGUACGUGUCCUACGCGCGCAACGCGGAGGAGGAAGAAUUUGUGCUGCUGACACUGCGGGGAGUCUUGGAGAAUGAGUUUGGGUACAAGCUGUGUAUCUUCGACAGAGACAGCCUCCCUGGGGGAAUUGUCACAGACGAAACCCUGAGCUUCAUCCAGAAAAGCCGACGCCUGCUUGUUGUCCUGAGUCCCAACUACGUCUUGCAGGGGACACAGGCCCUGCUGGAGCUCAAAGCUGGUCUAGAGAAUAUGGCCUCCAAGGGCAACAUCAAAGUCAUUCUAGUGCAGUACAAAGCCAUCAAGAAGAGCAAAGUGAAGGAGCUGAAGCGGGCGCAGGCAGCCUUGACUGUCAUUAAAUGGAAAGGCGAGAAAUCCAAGUACCCAAAGGGCAGGUUCUGGAAGCAGCUGCAGGUGGAAAUUCCAGUGAAAAAAAUUAGAAGGAGUUUGAGCCUUGAUGGGUUGAUGCAUAUCCCUGAAAAAUGUUUGACACCAUCAGAAAACAAACCAAACCAAACCCACGAGUUAUACCAGGGAGUGGGAAGGAGCUCAGGGUUUUUUCCAUGAAGGACCGUGUCCCAACCUUUUUGGAAGAUUGUCAUGUUUUCCAUGCAGUUUUGUAUUGCUCUGGCAAUAGAGGGACCAAAGAUGUAAACAUGUCCUCUCUGCAAAUGUAUAUUCUUGUUAUCAACCACACAAACCCUGGGCUUAAGGUCUAAAUUUGAGCUAUACAGGUGUGAUGCAUCCAGCACCUUGUGAUGGUGUGGUAUUUGUAUAGGCCAGUACUCUGAGAUCCAGUUCCUAUGGGACCUUCAUUAGCAUCCAGGACAGAGCUCCUUUCCUCUCCUAAGUGACUUCACUCCUUUAUGUUCCUUGGUCCCUGUUACAGGGGCCAAGGAAUAGUUUGAAAGGUGGCUCCAGCUCUAUAGUAUGAAUCACUGUGGGAUCACAGACUUCUGCUUUAGUGGGGGGAGCAUAGACUCUUGAGGCUCCUCAUCAUUGCUCCCCACAUUUCUGUUGAAGGUGCAUACAGAUAGUUUGGCAAUGGGGAAUGGCUUUUACAAAACAUUAACCCCCCCUCCCACAACACUCUGCUAGGUGAUAUUUGUAUUGUAGCACUUCUAGUAACGAGUGGUCAGUUUCUGGGACUCUGUGGUCUCAUGAGUACACCAGAUCAUUCAGAGCUGUAAUGCUUGUAAUCCAGGGGAAAUCUCUCAUUAGUACAGGCCAUGGAGCAUAUCUGAGAGAUGUUUCUUGUAGAGUAAACUCAGGGACUUCACAAGCACUACAAGGAACUCCAACGUACUACUGAACCUGCCUACUGCCUCUGCCAAUGGCUGGGGGACAGCAUCAUGCAAGGUACUGCCAAGGCCUCUGGGAUGACACUGGAUAUAUAUCCAACUCACCAGGAGGCCCUACAAACUUAUUUGAACUUACUAAAAGCUACUAGCUCUGUCCAGCUGGGUAAGACUAUGAGGACAGGCUUAGAGAGCUGGGAUUGUUCAGCCUGGAGAAGAGAAGGCUUCAGGGAGACCUUAUUGUGGCCUUUCAAUACUCAAAGGGGGCUUAUAAGAAAAAUAGGGACAGACUUUUUAGUAGGGCCUGGUGCAACAGGACAAGGGGUAACAGUUUUAAACUAAAAGGGGUUAGAUUCAGACCGUAUUUAAGGAGGACAUUUUUUACAACGAGGGUGGUAAAAUGCUGGCACAGGUUGACCAGAGAGGUGCUGGAUGCCCCGUUCCUGGAAAGAGUCACAGUCAGGUUGGACAGGGCUAUGAGCAACCUGAUCGAGUUGAAGAUGUCUCUGCUUAUUGCAGAGGGAUUGGACUAGAUGGCCUUUACACGUCCUUUCCAACCCAAACUAUUCUAUGAUUCUGUGAAGAAUCUGUCUUCUGUGCCUGUUUGUGAACCAUCACCAUUCCUAAUUCAGGACUCGGGUUUAAACUUGCUUUACAGAGCAAGUCUCCCCCUAUCUUGUUUCUAGCCCAGAGCUGCAGAACAGAGUCUGUACCUCAGGUUCUGUAACCUUUGCACAAAAUGGAAACACAAAAAACCACUGUGUACCAGUCCUUGCUUCAGUGGGAGGCAGUAGGAGAGGACCUGGUGAGCUAACCCCCAGCACACAGACUUUUAAGACAGAAGAGGGGUGUGUCCCUUUCCUUGUAGGACAGACAAAAGCACAGUGGGACCCUGGCAUUGACUGGUGCUAUGGCUCACAAUGUUUUCAAAUAAAACUGCAAACUGGGGGUGUCUCCAUACUCCUGUAGCUCCCAGUGCAAGGACCUGCCCACUUUCAGUAUUAUGCACACCAAGUGCAUGCUUAUUUUUUAUUGAUAAUGGUUGAUGCUGAGUUACCUUGGACUCAUGUAUUCACUCUGGUGUUCAGGGGGUGAAGCAUAUGCAUUCAUAAUGGCAUUAAAAACCACUACAAUUUCGUGUCUAUGCACUACUCACCCAGCUGAGAAGGUUUACGGGCAUCCCAAUAAGAAGCCCAGCCUUAAAGAUGUGGGACUGAAUCCUGGCAUCAGGGAAACCCCUUGCCCUUAGCAUUUUAUGAUUAAUAAUGUUAUUCCAGGGCUGUGGGGAGCUCUGCCCUUGGUCAGGUACUGUAUGCUAUGGUUUAGGAAUGGUAUUUCCCAAUUUAAUGCUCCCCCUGAAACCAUGUGCCACUUACUCCUCUCCCCUUCCCCUCCUCCUCUCCCUGCAGCAGGCUGGAGAGAAUUGGAGGCACAAAAGGUAAAGAUCACAGGCUGAAAUAAGAGCAAUUUAUUGGAAACAGCACGGAGAUAAGAAAACAAACAGUAGCAGCAACAAUACUAAUGACAGAGGGUACAAGAAAUGAAUGAUUCACAUGGAACCCCCCCUGACAAUAGACAAUACCUGACCAUUCCCUCCCACCAACCCAGAAGGGACCCCUUCUUCAUGAAAGAGAUUCCCUUCCCCUGGCAGUGAUGUGAGGUGAUAUCGAAUAACCUCCAGAUCCUGGCCAUGCCCCUUCCUGGCUACUGCAGAAAUUAACCCUGUCCUGGCUGGAACCAGGAUGCUACAAAUGUGAAACAAAUAGAGCUGCUUUUUUACCUUCCUCUUCAUCCUCCCCAUCCCGAGUAAGCUUUGCUUUAAGCAAAUAAAAUUGCAGUCAGCUUCACUGGAGGCAGUGGAACUUCUCAUCUGCUCAUAGGUGCUUAAAAGCUUUAUUAUGAGCUUUUCUACUGUAGUUGUCUGAGGAGGGACAUUUAUAAGAGAUAGUACCCAAAACCAUGCUCAGCUUUGUGAACCCAUUGCAACUGUGUCAUUUUGCCCAGCUUCACCUUUUUGUUUGUGUUUUAAGCAUCUCUGUAACCAGCUGCCAGAUCUGCAGGCAGAGGGAAGGCCCUGAGGCCAAAGCAGAGCUGUGUUAGAUUCCUAGAUGAUUUUUAAAAAGUUGACUCCAAAAUAUGCAUAAAUUGAAUUGACAUCCCAGACCUCACAACACCACAUCUCACUUUGGCUGAGUUACCAAGAGAACUUCUGCUGAUGUUUCAGUAAGUCUGAUUGUUUUAGAAAUUUAAAUUCACCUCAUAUAUAUUUUGCUGAUUUUAUUCAAAGAGUUUUCCAAAUAAUUAAUAGACCUGAACUUUCUCUGGCACUAUUGCACUGGCCUUUGGAUACAUCUCCAGCACCACUGCAGUGGCCUUUGGUGCCAUUGCAACCUGAGAACAGGAUUACUGAGUGACAUCAGCAGAGCACCCACAAGGUGAAAGGUGUGACGGUCUGGAAGGGACCUGAGAGGUCCAGAGGGAGCAGUGUGGAAGGAAUAGUGCUGGAGCAGGUUCCACUCCCCCAGAGCUUUACCACUGGCUUUGCUGGGAUCUGUCAGGCCGGGGGUAAAGCUCAGUCUCAGUUAUAAUGCAGAUCUGCAAGCACCUCAGAUCCACCUGCCAUUUCAUUCUAAGCCCCUUGUGGUUUCCAUUGUGAGAUUCUGUCACAGCACAUCUGACUCAGUUGAUUCAUUUGAGUUUCUGUGCUCUAACCUAAUAUUUAUGCAAUAUGCGCCUCAUGCAAAGUUCCUCAUUGUUAUUUCAUGGGGAAACAGUGUGGCACAAAUUGGAAAAAAUAUCUUCCCUCCCUGUGCUGUUUGAUGUUGUACAGCUGUUCCAGAGUUGUUUUCCCUUCUCUUUUCUGCAUGUUUUUGCCUUUGUGUGAUUUGGUCUGUGAAGUGUCAGUAUUAUUUUAUUUUGCUUUUCAAUAAAACAUUUUCACUUUUGCAUUUCAGUCCUUGUGCAUUUCUCGUAAGUACCAUCUUCCUCCCCAUUAUGUCUACGAAAUGCCGUUUAAGAAAGAUAAUUGUGUAUAGUCCAAGCAUCAAGAUCACUUGGGACACCUCCUUGGAGGUGGACAUUCUCCUGGCUGUUUCAUGUUGUGCCUGCAGAGGCACCUGAGCUACCAGGGCCAUGCAAGCAAAAACAGAAUGACACACAGCACUGAGGUGUCUCACAGCAGUGGACACACACACAGAAAAUCCCUGAUCUGAAGAGUGCCUGGCAAUCACAAGACAGAAAGAUGGAAAGGAAACAUCAUCUCUUUGCUUUAGAGAUCAAGUCAGAAUGUUGAACAGAAAUCUUGGAAAUCUGCCCAAACCACAAAAAUGAAACUCACUCUUAGGCUACUUUGCCCAUCGCCUUCCAGGCAGUUUGGUCGAAAAGUUUCAGUCAGCUUCAUAUUUUCUCAUCCAAGCCACUUUCUUGUCUGUUUCCCUUGUUUGCCUGUUAACAGGUAAGUUGAGAGAGAGCCUAGCACUUCCAGACCACUAGCAAAAUGAAUACUUGUGACAAUCUAUGGAUUUGGGGUCUAUGGGUAUGGGACCUAGGACCUAUGGGACCUAGUUAUAAUCCUGUGUUAUAAUCCUCUGGGGUGCAUUAGGGAAGACACAAGUAAACCAACGAAAAUAUUCUGUAACCAUUUAGUAAAGGUGGAAGUUUUUUUAGUGUAAAGCAGAUAACUAAGUGUAUCAAAUCCCCAAACUCCUGCAGUGUUAUUGCUGCCUGUCCUAUCCCGUGCUGUUGGUGUCACUAUGACCUGCACACUGUGAAGUGGCCACUCAGGAUUUUUCAUGAGCUAGGUAAACAUUGUAAACUGAACAUCCCAGGGUAUCCUGGUCAGACAAGUCUAAAUGCAUCCUAUUCUCAGAAAUAAAAUCUAUCUUUGGGAAUUUGAGCGUCUUCCCUGACAAAAAGUGUCGAGUCUCAAAAAGUGUUGCAAAUUCAAAAUUGAUAAAAGAAAACCAGCACUGUCACCUCAAUCAAAACAUCUCAAUUCAACAGCAUCAGAGUCAUUCAUGUUAAUUGAGCCUGGACUUUUUGAGCAGGCGGGUAGAAUAGGUGACCUCCCAGGGACUGCUCCUGCCUAAAUUUCACCAUGGUUCUGUGAUUCCAGUUUCAAAAAGAAAGACCUUUCAAACCAGCAAAAGAUCUUUUUCUUUUACAAAAUUUGAAGCCUGGCUGUUUUCAAAAUAGAUCUCAAUCAGUUGCAGAAAGGUUUGAAUGAGGUCUGGACUCAGUAAACUGGACAUUGCUGCCAAUUCUUUGUGCCUUUGAAAUAGGGUGUUAAGAACAUGUCACAGCAUUAAGUGGCAAUUCUGACAGAACUGACUUUAUCAUCUACUUUUGGUUUCAAUGAAUCAGUGUUUUCCUGGGUGUGUUGGGGGGGAAAGUCCCCCCAAACCUUGUAUACCAGAAAAAAACCCCUCAAAAUAAUUUUAUUUUAAUUCCAGUAUUAUGUUAAAGAACCAAAUAGUGCUUUACUUGCUCCAUUAGGAUAUUACUGUGUCAUCAUUUUUCCUGUCCCAUGUUCUUGGUCUCCAAAUAAUCUAGUGCUAAUGAGUUUUACAGCUACCCAUACAUAUUUGAAAAGUAUUUCUCUGUACAAUAUUAAAAUAAGGUUCAUCCAGAGGCAACGUGGUGGACUUUCUGCUGUGAGAUUAGAGACAGCCAAGUGCUGGAAGAAUAAGAGGCAUUGCCAUUACAGGGAAGGAACUGUAUCUUUAUUUAUAUAAAAGACCAGUGUUCUACUGGCAGGGAGAGAGGGAAGUUUCCAGACUGAGGAAUGAAGGUUUCAGCAGCGUGACAGGGAAGGGAAGCAGCAAGUACCUCUUCUUCCCAGAACAGAUCUUUGCAAGCCAUUCUUAGAGAGACAGAUUUUUCUCUCUGAAUGUGCGAGAGCUCUUACUCAAAUGAUCCCUGUCUUGCCUGAACACCAACUUGUCCUUGGGUCCCCCCUCAUCUCAGGCACCAGCACUCAGCCAGUGUGUGGUUUUUUUAGAGUUUUUACAGUUCUCUUAAUCAGCUUGGGUUAAUUUGCUGAGUGCCUGAGCCCUAUAAUUCCCAUUGUUUCCACUGCUCACCCAUUAGCCAUGACACCUUCAAUACGCUUACUGCAUCCCAAGCCACAGGUAGAAGUCCAAGGACAUCCUUCAGGCUUGCUGCUUUUCAACAUUCAUAAUAAAAGAGAUGCUGCCCUUGCCUGGCACCAUUCCAGCUAAGCAUCUUGCUGAGCUUUACAACUUGCAAUGAAUCGCAAGAAACGUUUUGAAGGAUGGUAUUUACAACCCACAUGAUGGCUAGGGGAACUGAUGGAAAGGUUUAAGGCUGACAUUUUUGCUUUCUAAAUUUGGAGGUUUCCAUUUCUAGGUGAGAGAGCAUGACAGGGAAGGAGGUGGGUCUUGGCCUUGGUAGUGUGAGCUGUGGCAAGGUGACGUGAUUGCUUCGCUUUGUUCCCCUGAUGCAAAGGGCUACUCAAGCUGGGGGCAGGUGGUUCCCAAACAGGACCUGCCCUUUAUCAAAUGCCUGCACUUCCCUGGGAAGGAGUGAUGCUGUGCAGAAGUCAGAAUACAGCAGUGGCAUAUCCUGGCUUCUCGUUUACCACUUCUCAAAAACACCCUGCACAGCAAAAAUGCUGCCAGCAGGAGUGUGGGCAAGUCGAAAGUCACAGGGCUUGUGCCAGGUUUCCUUCUGUGGGAAGGGGGUUCUGUGCAGGUAUGCCACCAAACAGCUUCAUUCAGUUUUUAUCUCCCCGCUCCCUUCUCCCUGUGCACCCCAAUUCCUCUGUCCUUGUAC
Chiroxiphia lanceolata (lance-tailed manakin) is the source of this 8371-nucleotide messenger RNA. It is a transcript of the gene IL1RAP, whose product is annotated as interleukin 1 receptor accessory protein. Gene Ontology annotation, molecular function: interleukin-1 receptor activity. The record is from RefSeq and is a predicted model, not a curated record. The transcript is spliced from 11 exons. The coding region runs from base 3 to 1847 and encodes 614 amino acids. NCBI's taxonomy places the organism in Eukaryota, Metazoa, Chordata, Aves, Passeriformes, Pipridae. Gene Ontology annotation, biological process: signal transduction.